This is a messenger RNA of Benincasa hispida (wax gourd), 2910 nucleotides long. RefSeq names its product Protein kinase superfamily protein. Gene Ontology annotation, molecular function: protein serine/threonine kinase activity; ATP binding. The record is from RefSeq and is a predicted model, not a curated record. Gene Ontology annotation, biological process: recognition of pollen; protein phosphorylation. NCBI's taxonomy places the organism in Eukaryota, Viridiplantae, Streptophyta, Magnoliopsida, Cucurbitales, Cucurbitaceae.
AAGUAGUUUAAAGCCCAUUAAUAGCUGAAGAAUUAUGCCCAAUUGUUGAUCUUCGUUUAUUUUUUUGGCCUUCUAAUGGCUGUAGGCCGUGCCAAUUCUUUGUUUUUGGCUUUCGCUUUUGCAUGGCUCAUUAGGGCUUGCAUGGCCGGUCAAAUUGGUUUUAGAUCGAGGUUGCUAGCUAGUGAUCGAAAUCAAGUGUGGUUUUCUGAUAAUGGCACAUUUGCAUUUGGAUUUAGUCCGGUGAGUAGUAGCGGUGGCAACGUCGGUGACCGAUUUCUACUUGCCAUUUGGUUUGCGGAGCUUCCGGGGGAUCGAACUGUAAUUUGGUCGGCUAAUAGUUCCUCUGCUCUUCGUUUAAGCGACCAUGUUUCAUUUCUUUCUCAAUCAUUUACUUAUAGAAACUCUCCAGUCUCCAAGAAUGCGAUUGUGGAACUCGACGGCACCGGGAACCUCGUCCUCACCAACGACGGCAGCGCCGCCGUCUGGUCCUCCAACACCUCUGGAGAUGGAGCAGAGUUUGCUGUCAUGUCGGAAUCCGGAAAUUUCAUUCUCUUCAACGCUGAACGAAGCCCUGUUUGGCAGAGCUUUUCACACCCUUCUGAUACCCUUCUCCCAAAUCAACCUCUAUCAGUCUCUUUAGAGCUCACAACAUCCAAAUCCCCUUCCCAUGGCGGAUAUUAUACCCUAAAAAUGCUCCAACAACGCACCACUCUCAAACUCGCCUUGACAUUCAAUUUGCCUGAAAGUUACGAGGGUUUGCCUGAAUCUUACGCAAAUUACUCAUACUGGUCGGCCCCUGAAAUUUCCAAUGUAACGGGGGAAGUCAUCGCUGUUUUAGACGAAGGUGGAAGCUUCGGUGUUGUGUAUGGGGACUCCUCUAAUGGUGCGGUUUAUGUUUACAAAAACGAUAACGAUAAUGGCGGAUUAUCGGCAUCGACAAAUCAGUCUAUUCGUAAUGUACGGACACAAGUUGUUCGACGAUUGACCUUAGAGAGUAAUGGGAACUUGCGUUUGUAUCGAUGGGAUGAUGAUGUUAAUGGGUCUCGUCAAUGGGUGCCGGAAUGGGCGGCGGUUUCAAAUCCUUGUGAUAUUGCUGGAAUUUGUGGAAAUGGGAUUUGCUAUUUGGAUAAAAGCAAGACGAAUGCGUCUUGUUCUUGCUUGCCGGGGACUUUCAAGGACAACGGCGGCAGCCAAUGCUUUGAAAAUUCAUCGUCGGUUGGGAAAUGCGGUGGCCAAAAUCAUCAAUCUCCCUCGACUCAGUACAGGAUUUCUCCUGUUCAGCAAACAAAUUACUAUUAUUCUGAGUUCUCUGUAAUUGCAAAUUACAGCGAUAUCAACACAGUAUCGAAAUGUGGUGAUGCUUGCUUAACUGAUUGUGAGUGUGUUGCUUCUGUUUAUGGGCUUGACGAUGAGAAGCCUUACUGUUGGGUGUUGAGAAGCUUAGAUUUCGGUGGAUUUGAGGAUGCUGGUUCGACUCUCUUUGUGAAGGUCAAGUCUAAUGGCUCAAUACCAGAAGCCAACGGGCCAGGAGCUGAAGGAGAUUCUUCAGGAAGUGCUAAAGAAAAGGCUACGGUAAUUCCUAUUGUUCUGAGUAUGGCUUUUCUGAUUGGGCUGCUGUGUCUGUUGUUAUAUUAUAAUGUUCAUAGAAGAAGAGCUAUGAAGAGAGCCAUGGAGAACUCUCUCAUCUUGUCUGGUGCUCCCAUGAGUUUUACCCACCGUGAUUUGCAGGUCCGGACGAACAAUUUCUCCGAGGUUCUUGGAACAGGGGGAUUUGGUAGUGUAUAUAAAGGAAGCCUUGGAGAUGGGACUCUGGUAGCUGUGAAGAAACUUGACAGAGUUUUCCCUCAUGGAGAGAAGGAGUUUAUAACCGAAGUUAACACAAUUGGAUCUAUGCAUCACAUGAACUUGGUUCGGCUCUGCGGAUACUGCUCAGAAGGAUCGCAUAGGCUUUUAGUUUAUGAGUUUAUGAAAAAUGGGUCAUUGGACAAGUGGAUAUUUCCAACGCAUCAUAAUCAAGACAGAAUUUUAGAUUGGUCGACUCGGUUUCACGUAGCUGUUGGCACAGCACAAGGGAUUGCUUAUUUCCAUGAGCAAUGCAGGAAUAGGAUCAUACACUGUGAUAUCAAGCCAGAAAACAUUCUAUUGGAUGAAAACUUUUGUCCCAAAGUUUCAGACUUUGGUCUGGCUAAGCUGAUGGGAAGAGAGCACUCACAUGUUGUAACAAUGGUGAGAGGGACAAGAGGAUAUUUGGCUCCAGAGUGGGUUAGUAAUCGCCCAAUCACUGUUAAAGCCGAUGUUUAUAGCUAUGGAAUGCUUCUCUUGGAGAUUGUUGGUGGCAGGAGAAACCUUGAUAUGUCUUUUGAUGCUGAAGACUUCUUCUAUCCUGGUUGGGCUUACAAGGAGAUGAGGAAUGGGACGCAUUUCAAAGUUGCAGACAGGCGACUAGAGGGUGCAGUGGAGGAAGAAGAGCUUAUGAGAGCAUUGAAAGUUGCAUUUUGGUGCAUUCAAGAUGAAGUUGUCACAAGACCGACGAUGGGCGACAUCGUGAGGAUGUUGGAAGGAUCGAUGGAAGUUGACAUGCCGCCAAUGCCACAGACAGUGGUGGAGCUGGUUGAGGAAGGAUUGGAUCAAGUCUAUAGAGCCAUGAAAAGAGACAUCAACCAGUCAAGUUCCUUCACCAUUAAUAGCCAUCCUUCAUCUUCUUUGGCUACCUGCAGUCAUUCCACAAUCUCUCCAAGAUAGUUAAAAUGUAACACACAACAAAGUUUUGUUUAGAACAUCAGAAGUAGGAUCCUGCAGUCAUUCCACAAUCUCUCCAAGAUAGUUAAAAUGUAACACACAACAAAGUUUUGUUUAGAACAUCAGAAGUAGGAUUCUGCUCUGUAUCUAUAGCCAAUAUAUAUUUUUUUU